AUCCCAUUCUAUUUUUCCUCCUCCUCUUCCCAAAUCUUAAACAUUCACUCAUCCUUAUUUCGAUCUCAUGCAAGAAGCAAUCCCAUUCAGAACAUACAUCCCGGCCACUGCCACCGCCGGCGACAACCGACGGUUUCCUCAGCUCGGUGGUACCGCCACUGGUGUUGGAAAUUUACUAGUAUUAGCCAAUGGAGAAAACUAUGUCCAAAAAUUGGUGUUAGAGAACUCAGUUAUAGUGUUUGGAAAACGUGGUUGUUGCAUGUGCCAUGUGGUGAAGAAACUGCUGCUAGGGCUUGGUGUGAAUCCCACCGUGUUCGAGGUGGAUGAGAAGGAAGAAGCGGCGGUGAUGAAUGAGUUAUCGAAUAUUAACGGUGGUAAAAUCGGCGGCGAAGUGCAGUUUCCGGUGGUUUUUGUGGGAGGAAAGUUGUUUGGUGGACUGGAGAGAGUUAUGGCUACUCAUAUCUCUGGUGAGUUGGUGCCUAUUUUGAAAGAUGCCGGGGCUUUGUGGCUAUGAAUUGACUGCUUCUUAAUUUUUCCUUUUGUCUUUUAAUUCCCUGAUUUCAAUUAAUGUUUUGAUGGAUGGGUUUCUUUCUCUCAAGAAAUUUCAGAGGGAGCAAUAUAUAUAUAUGAUUUUUGUUUUUUUUUGUGGCCUUUGUUCAGAUGAUGAGAGGUUGUAAAUCAUCUAAUUUUUUUUUCUUUUGAUCUUGAUGUAGAUUAUAUGUAACUUUUCUUGAUUUGGAUCAUAAAAUUUGGGAAAUUAUAAGUUGAAGGUGCUUUCUUA
Hevea brasiliensis (rubber tree) is the source of this 781-nucleotide messenger RNA. RefSeq names its product glutaredoxin-C9. NCBI's taxonomy places the organism in Eukaryota, Viridiplantae, Streptophyta, Magnoliopsida, Malpighiales, Euphorbiaceae. The coding region runs from base 68 to 514 and encodes 148 amino acids. The record is from RefSeq and is a predicted model, not a curated record. The transcript has a single exon.